Cavia porcellus (domestic guinea pig) is the source of this 4230-nucleotide messenger RNA. RefSeq names its product regulator of G protein signaling like 1 (gene Rgsl1). The transcript is spliced from 22 exons. The record is from RefSeq and is a predicted model, not a curated record. NCBI's taxonomy places the organism in Eukaryota, Metazoa, Chordata, Mammalia, Rodentia, Caviidae.
AUGAGCCACGCUGAGAUCAUUGGUUCGACAAAUCUUAUAAUUCUGCUAGAGAAUGAAAUCUUUGCUGAUUUUUUCAACACUUUUCUUUCUCUUCCGGUCUUUGGUCAGACACCAUCCUAUACUGUUGAAAACUCACAGUGGACACUGUGGCCAGAACUACCUUAUAACUUGAUUUCCAAAUACAAAGGAUUAUUGACCUGGUUGGAAAAAUAUCGAUUACCUUUCUUCUGUAAAACAAAUUUGUGUCUCCAUUACAUCCUUUGUCAAGAACUUGUCACCUUUGCUAGGUCUCCAGAAGGAGCCCAGAUGAUGAGAUGGGAAAAGGCAGACGAGUGGCUACUGGAGAAAUGCAUUGGUGGAGUCAGAGGGAUGUGGCGCUUCUGUUCCUACCUCAAGGGCAGUGCAGGUGAAGAACUGGUGGAUUUCUGGAUCCUUGCUGAGAAGAUCCUGAGCAUAGAUGAGAUGGAUCUGGAAGUAAGAAACUACUACCUGUCCCUCCUCCUCGUGCUGAAGGCCACCCAUCUGCAAGAGGGCUCCAGGGUGGUAACUCUCUGCAACACCAACAUCAAGUCCCUUCUGAACCUCUCCCUCUGGCAUCCCACCCAGUCACCUACCAGGAGGGAGACUCUAAGCCAUAUGCAGAAAGUGGCUCUGUUCAAACUCCAGAGCUAUUGGCUCCCCAACUUUUAUGCCCAUGCCAAGAUGGCAAUAGCCACCAAGAGCACGUGCCAUGCUCUCAUGCAAGAAUACCAGACUCGCCUAUGCAGUUUUUGCUACACCCAUGUGGAAAGGCUCCCUCUGAACAUGAGCAUUCAGAAGUCCCUCCACUCCCACAAGCAGUACUCAAGCAAGAAGGCCAAGAGGAAGAUAUGGCAACUGACAGAUCAUUCCUCUUGGUCUGUGGAAUUUGACUUCAUGCCAGAUGUCAGCACCUCACAGGUGGCAAGGCCUCCGGAGAAAGUGGUUAUACAAAUGCCUUCCUUGGAAGAGGCUUCUUCAAAAGAGAGAAUGAUCAGGCCCCAGGAAGAGGACAGUCAUUGUGUCAAGAAGUCUAGCAUGAAGAAGAAAUCUAAUAGCCAUCUCCAAAUGGAUGGCCUCUUUGAGACAAAACUCUCUACCCACUUGAGAACUUCCACCCCCAUCAUUAACCACUCCUCUCAGAUGACAAUCAAGAAGGUCAUCAAGCAAAGCUUCUCCCUGGUGUAUACCCACUGGGCCUUGUGUGCUGAUACUUGUGCAGGGAGUCCUUUCCGAGACUACCUGAAGAAGAUGAAUUUGAAAGUGGAGAUCCAACUCUUGGAUCUUUGGCAGGACUUAUACCAUUUCCUUGGUGUUCUGAUGAACAGCAGGAAGAAUGGGAAUGCACUCUUUCGUCACCUGCUGGGUGAUAGAAUCUGUGAGCUCUACUUGAAUGAGAAGAUUGAUCCACACUUACCCCUCAAAUCUCAAAUAAUUCAGGGCCUAAAGGAGAUGUUGCCUUCUGGGGAUGCAAACCCUUGGAUUCCCAAAGCUCAGAGGGAGAUCUGCAAGAUGCUCAGCCCCUGGUACGAUAAAUUCCUGGAUGAAGAGGACUACUGGUUUCUCGUUUUUACAACUCAGACACAGUUCCUCAAAAGCCGGAGGCACAAAAAAGAAUCUACAGACAAAAAAUACAACAUUCUUAUUUGUAAGAGGAUUCAGGAAUCGCUGAAGUUAAGCCAGGCUUUGGCUAACAUGGAGGAAAUGGAGUGUAUCCAGUGGGAAAAGAUAGCUACUGAGAACCUGAGACAGGGUGGAUCUCUCCAGGUAGAGCUAACAUCUCCAGUGUUCUUGGAAGAUAUCAACAAAAUGACCUUUGAAGAACUCUGCUUAAAGAAUCCAAAGUUGGCCAUAGAGAAGAUCAGUGAUGACUACAAAAAAUAUUGCGAGAGAGCACCUAAAGAAGAUGUUGCAGUAGAAAUGAUCAAGGAACAAAGGAAGGAACCAUCCUCCACCAGAAAAAUAUCUUUCUUCAAAAAAGUGGGUGUACGGAAGCCCUCAGUGAGACCUAGAAACAUGGCAGAAAUCUUCUUAAAUACACAACAUCUACAGUUCUUCAGGGAAUUCCUUAAACAACGGAAAGCUGAAACCCCAUUGCAAUUCCUGAUAGCAGUACAUAAGCUCAGCAAGGAGCUCAAUGAAAAGACAUACAAGUCUUCCUUGGAAAAUACAAUCAAGACUUACUUUCAUGGCAAACAACCUCCUGAAGAAAUGCUACAGUGCAAUGCUCCUAUUAUCAAAGAAGUCGUUGACAUGCAACAGGUCAGCACAACCACACUGCUCAUACUCCAGAGCUACGUCACGAAAUCUCUAGAAGAAAAAUGGCUUAAAGAGUAUCAAGAAUUGUUCCCUCCUCUUCCUCCUCCUCCUCUAGAGGUGGAAAUUGAAGUGCCAACUUCACAGAAGAAGCCUUCAAAGACAGCAAGCAGAUAUAGUAACAAAUAAAUACUGCUCCUCUUCUUUCCUCAGAAAAGAGGUUGGCUGAAAAUGAUCUGUUUUAUCAGGAGCUUUUGCAACUACCGAAGGUUUACAUCAAAUCCCAUGAAGUGCCAGGAAUUUAUAGAUUAUCUUCACCUUGAAAUGCACAACAAAGAGAAUUUCUCCUCAUCACCCACUGUAUCAGGACGUCAAACUUCACAGUCCCCAAAUGUCCGGGUUUCAGAACAGGAGAAGGAAGAAAUAACCCUGGUAAAACGUCGUAUAUAUGGCCAGAGGACCAUUGUCAUCAACUUUGCAGUUAAUGAUUUAUAUUUCUUUUCUGAAAUGGAGAAGUUUAAUGCUUUGGUGAGUUCAGCUCAAUUGCUGCAGGCCAAUCGGACAUUCAACGAAAAUGACUUGGUCCUCAUGCAGGCCAAAAUUAACAUUAUCCUAAGGCUCUUCUUACAUGCUGAAGUUCCUCCAAGACUGAGGGUUAACAUCAGUGAGGCCCAGAAGGAUGCCAUCCUUACUUCCAUUGCAGAGGGCCACCUAGACUGGAACAUGUUCCACGGAGCUAUCAUAUCUGUCUUCCCUGUCAUUAUGUACUUCUGGAGAAGGUUUUGUUCCUGGAAGGCAACUCAUGCUUAUUUACAGUUUGUAGGGAAGAAAGUCAAGGAUAGAAAAAUUUCUCCUAAACCAAUAAACAAGACUCCCCCUGUGAGUUCAGGUGACCACAAUGUUUUAAGAUUUUCCUUGCUCAGAGGUAUAGAGUGGUUGCGGUCUCAACAGAAGGAGGUACCAAGUAGUCCACUUCCAAAUUCUUCCUCUAGCAACCUCACCCCAACAAGAACUGCACUGUCUGCUAUCCAGCUGUAUCCAGCCUGGGGACCAAAAUUAUCCCACACCAAAAAGGAGAGGAAAUAACCAACUGAGGUCCCCAGCAAAGGCAAAUCAUCUCUCAGAGGCCUCCAGUAACAGAACUUUUCCUGGUUAGAAAUGAAAUUCCCUGGCAUCAUCUGCCCCUGGAAAGAUCAAGAAGGACAGUGUCCAUUCAAUACGACAGUACGAGACUGCAUUGUAAAGACGUGAGCAGACAGUGUGGGAGUCCACUGGAGGUGGUCUUUCCACAGUGGUUAGGUUAGCAACUUGGAUUCAGAGUCUCCCUCUGCACUUGCCUGGCCUGAGCCAAUCAGAGAUUGCUGAAGAAUCCUGUGAUGAAUGGAUGGCGACGUGAUUGGACUCUAUAGGAAGCUAUUCUUAUUAUCAGCAGUAACAGAAGAGGCCUUUUAAUGCUAGGAUCUCACAUUUGCAUAAUGCUCAGUGUUCAAUGUCUCAGUAAACAGCGCAGUGAACAACCAUGUCCAAAAUCAUUUAUUUUUAAAUAGAUGAAGAAACUAAUACAUGAAAAGGUAAAUGACCAUCUCAAGAAUACUAGGUGAUAAAUAUCAGAGCCAAGACUAAAACAGUGAUUCUAUGUCCUGUUCUCAUUCUGUGGUAACUAUCUGCACAACUUCUCAUGCCCAAAGGGAACAGCUCUUCCCUAAAGUUGUAUUCACUUGUUAACCAAUAGAGAGAUUCUUGAUAAAGAUUUUCACCUAAAUGGUUGCCAUAAUUAUAUAAUCACUGACUCAUUUUCUGUCCUUUGAAAAAGUCUUUUGAAUCUGAGAUCUUUGCCUCAGCUUCUUGUUUCUUAAAAAUUUCCCCAUCUAUCUUCAUUCAUAGUCAGGUGCAGGCAUGCAAACACACACAAGCAUGUUAUUUAAAAGGCCUGGUGACGUUUCCUAGAACCAUAGU